AUGAACAAUUCAUCUUCUCCAAACGCGGCGGCAACCGUGGGGAAUAUCGCCUACUGCUACGUGCUGCCAUGUAUUUGUGCAAUAGGUAAGUGCAACGAAGUCAACAUCGUCAACAAAAUAAUAAAUAUGUGAAGAAUGACAUCAAGGCUCAUUGAGAAGGUUCAGUGCACUCUAUUGUCAUCUCACAUGACCUUAACCUCAUCAAAUAUUCACUCCAGAUGAAAGUCCACUAGGUUUUAGUGCAAAGUGCAAAGUGCAAAGAUCCGAAAGGAAGAGAACUCAUAAAAUAAUAUUAUUAUACUUAUACAUUCUCCUAGUACACCAACCUCAUCCGUUUUCUCAUCAAACACACAUGUUUGUUGUCAACUCAACGACAUCGACAAUUUUUUGGUCCGUCGGAAGUGUCUGUGUGUCGUUUGACGUAUGCAGAGACACAUCACAAGAAAAUUUACCACCCCGGACUCAAACGGGACUUGCGAGGGCGCCAUUGUGAAUAGAGCCAAUUAGAACAUUUUGAACCCGACCUCUGUGAUGUCUGACCGUUACCAUUACCAUAGUUUGCUCGAGAAAUAUGAAGUUUUUUGUUCGUGUGGGCGUCGUCACUCAUUAACCGAUUUGUCAAGUGAAAACUGAGAACAGCAAAGUACGCCCGCACAGGUCAAUUUGAGAAGUGUGCGCGGGGGUACGAGUAACGUGUUUUUGUUGAUGAGUAUCAGAUUACGUCUGUGAGAACAUGAUCCAGAAAAAAAAGAGAAUGACAGAUAGAAUCCAUAAGAGGAAUUGCUUUUUUUUUCAGGAAUAGUUGGAAAUAUCACGAACUUGAUGGUCCUCGCGUCGAGGAGACUACGGGCGGUGUCAUACAUGUACCUGAGGGCGCUGGCAGUCGCGGACCUGUUAUGCAUGCUUUUUGUGCUGAUCUUUGUUUCCACUGAAAUGCUUGCAAAGAACGGAUCAACGAUCAAUCAGUACAAGUUAUACCAGAUCUACCAGUGUCACUUGAUGCUCACUCUCAUCAAUUGGGCCCUGGGAGCCGGGGUCUACGUGGUUGUGGCUCUUUCGCUCGAAAGAUACAUCUCGAUUGUGUUUCCGAUGCACUUCCGCACCUGGAACAGCCCACAGAGGGCGACAAGAGCUAUCAUGCUCGCAUUUCUCAUUCCUGCCAUCUUCUACGUACCCUACGCGAUCACAAGGUACAAAGGAAAGCAAAGGUUCGACCCCAUCCAGAACGUCACGAUUUAUUCGAUGGAUGAUCAUCCCAUCUACACAACAUUCUAUUGGCAGGUUUGUGUGGAACUCCAGCGCUAAAAUUGACAAAAGAAACAUGAAAUUUUAGAUUUACAAGUGGACACGAGAGGCAUUUUUGCGGUUCCUUCCCAUCAUUAUCUUGACUGUGUUGAACAUUCAAAUUAUGGUGGCUUUCCGGAAAAGACAAAAGAUGUUCCAACAACUCACCAAACGGAAAGAACAAGGAACACAAAAGGUUUGGAAAUAAGCAUACGGUACCAUGAUGAGAGACAACAUUUUUUUAGGAUGACACCUUGAUGUACAUGCUUGGAGGUACCGUACUUAUGUCGUUGGUUUGUAACAUUCCAGCUGCUAUCAAUCUUUUGUUGAUUGAUGAGGUUCGUAAACUACAAACACGAAAUUCAACCACUUUUUUUAAUAGACGUUGAAAAAGAGGCUCGACUACCAAAUCUUCCGAGCAAUGGCCAAUCUACUCGAAAUCACAAACCACGCCUCUCAAUUCUACGUGUUCUGUGCGUGCUCGACCGACUACCGUACCACGUUUCUCCAGAAGUUUCCGUGCUUCAAAACCGACUACACGAACCGUGACCGACUUCGUUCAUUCGUGAGAAGGACACAAUCGGUGAUUCAGAAGCAAGGAAGUGUGGAGCACACGACCAACUCAAAGGUUUGGAUUCUGUUGAAGAGCAAGGUGGGUGAGCAGUCUGACGGAGGAGGAUCGGAGUGCAUGGUAGGAGCAUGGUUGGUUUACAAAACCGGACAUUGUCUUGCUUAGCUCUGUCAACUAUCCGCCAUCUUUAGAUUGCUCACUUCACGCGUUAUCACUCGGCACACUGAUAUCCUAGAAGAUAUUUCAAACUUUUAACUCGAAAGAUUUUCAGUUCCAACGUGACUCUCUCUCCCAUCACUCGCGCAAGUUCUCUCGCCACAUGCCCAUCGAACAAGACACCGUCGACAUUCAGCUCGCUUCCGGAGAACAGAGCACCAGCGGCGAGGCUCGUGAAGCCGAGACUCUUAUCAAGUAUGGUGGAUCGGCUCAGUUGUGCAAUGACGAUAAUAAUACUACGUUUCUGUGAUGACAGCUUUUCACCAACGCCCUUAUCAUACCUUAUUUUUUGACUGAUUGCCAAUGUACGUGUAAAGUUUUCACGCACCACACACACCACACCUUUUUUGGGUACGUUUGCUCUUUGCUGCACCAACACACUUCACUAGCACAUACACACACACAUGCACACCUUCUUUUCUGCCUGACGUUUUAUUGUAAGAAAACAUUUUUGAGCGAAGAAAAAAAGAACCCGAUGUACCGAACACAAGUACAUCCGCCCACGACUAUCUUGUCUGUUUGCCCCCUAGUCACGCCACCUUCCCCCUUAUUUUCUGCCAUGGAUCUCGCUUGUAAUGACGACUUAUGUUGUAGAAUUGUCAGUGAAUGCCAAAACUUAUAAAAAAUAAAUUGGGUAAUUGAUCGUGCAUGUUGAAAGAUUGAGAAUAAUCCUGACUGACAAGACUUGUCGCGAUCCGGGCCGGACCAAUAGAGGAUGGAUCAGUGAUUAGACUGUGCCCGGUCAGCCCGGGUUUCAGUACUAAAAUUCCAAAUUUUCCUGCAUGUCAUAGCUAAUUUCACUGAAAAAAGGCGAUUUUCCUAGUUAAAUAAACUCCAUCAUUUUUUCCGAAAGCUUUAUAAGAACUUCUAAAUUGAGACAAAACGUUUUUCAACCUGCCAUGGAUAAUUUCAGUCCAAAGAAGUGUUUUCCAAGUGAAAAAUCUAGAAUAACCAUCAUUCUCAAAAUUGAGCAGAAAACUGUUUCAUAACUCCGGGAUAAUUUCCGUGUCAUCAAGCGACUUUCCUAGUGAAUAAUCUGGUUGAACCAGCAUUUUUUCUAAAGGACCGAUUUCCGAAAAGCCUGACUGGAAGAAACAAUCACUAAUUCUUUUUCAGCACGGAUACCACAUGAACUCAAAACAUGAGGAUAAACGCGUCACCGAGUCCGCUAGAAUCCCCUCUUUACAAUUGCUAUAAUCCGAUCACUCUUUUUCUACAUACUCAUACAUACAUCUGCUAAAAAUAAAUGUUUGGUCCUCGCUUUCAUGCUCAACAUCCACCACGUUGACUUUCAACAAAAGAAGCCAAAAAAAGAAAUGCAUUUUAUCAGUUGUCCCGUGCUAUUGUCAUCGAUUUACACACAUACACACCCAUACAGUGUGUGUGAGAGCGAGGAGAGAAAACGAAAACAUCUGGUGAGAGGACGAUGAUUUGUCAUGUUGGAAAACUAACGUCUAGCUAUGCAUUUCUCUUUUCUCUUUCUCUUUUUCGGCCCGCUCUUUUCGUCUCUUCCGUCGUCCCGUCAGCCAGUGAUCAGUCCUCUUCAUUUCAGUCGGAGACGCGUCUCGUUGCCGUCUGCCGUGCACAUAAUGAAUCCGUUGGUUCAUUUCAGCGAGUACUACACUCGGAGGGCUUCCUCGGGAAAGCUGAACGUCUGCAUGGUGAGUGCUUUUUCUUAGACUGUUAGCGUCACGAACAACUGCAGAAUUCCACACAAUCCACCAACAUUGCGAAAAGUCAAUCUCUGGAUCAUAUCGGAAAUAAAUCCUGUUGUGAGAGUGAGAAGGACCCGUCUAUUGAAUUUUUAGAGUGAGUUGAGUUUGAAGCUGUGUUAACGAAAUAAAUUGCAUCACGUGGAUCAUUCCUGAAAGGUGAUGGUUUAGUUCCAUUUCAUUAUCAGUCUUUGUUUUAAUGACAAUUACAGUAACUCUGACCAAAUUCGAAGUACACUGUCUUUCUUUUCAGAUUCUCCAAGACGGCCAACUUCCGAUCACGCCGAGACGCCGUAUUUGAACCAUUAGGUAAGUGAUAAACAACAAAAAACAGAUAUAGUUCGUGAUUAGAUAGAAAUCAAACAUUGAUAACUGUCAGGCACCCAAUCAAAAACACACCUCGAUAUCGGUUCCGGCGCGCUUUCCACUACAAAUGCCACAAAUGGUGGGGUGAUAGUGGAUUGAAGGAACUCGUUCUCCUUCCUUUCAUUACGUCGUUUGCCAAUCAUUUCAAGUUAUUUUUAGAGAUUGGGCGCGUUCUUCUGGCCGCACCCGUUGAGAUCGGAAAGAAGCGGCAGGCGGUCUCGAAUGAAACGGACAUGGGGAAUGCGAAAAAGAUGAAGCACGGAUGA
This is a messenger RNA of Caenorhabditis sp. 36 PRJEB53466, 4415 nucleotides long. NCBI's taxonomy places the organism in Eukaryota, Metazoa, Nematoda, Chromadorea, Rhabditida, Rhabditidae. The record is from the annotation of a GenBank genome assembly.